UACGAUAUGUUCUGCGAAAAGGCCAUGGAGCUGGUUCGCGAGCUGCAUCGCGCGCCAGAAGGACAGCUGCCAGCCUUCAACGAGGAUGGACUCAGGCAAGUUUUGGAGGAGAUGAAAGCUUUAUAUGAACAAAACCAGUCUGAUGUGAAUGAAGUGAAGUCGGGUGGACGAAGUGACUUGAUACCAACCAUCAAGUUUCGCCACUGUUCUUUGUUAAGAAAUCGACGCUGUGCUGUAGCGUACCUGUAUGACCGAUUGCUUCGGAUCAGAGCACUGAGGUGGGAGUACGGCAGCGUCCUGCCCAAUGCCUUACGAUUUCACAUGUCUGCUGAAGAAAUGGAGUGGUUCAAUCAUUAUAAAAAGUCCCUUGCUACUUAUAUGAGGUCACUGGGAGGAGAUGAAGGUUUGGACAUCACACAGGAUAUGAAACCUCCAAAAAGCCUAUAUAUAGAGGUGCGGUGUCUAAAAGACUACGGAGAAUUUGAAGUUGAUGAUGGUACUUCAGUCCUAUUAAAAAAAAAUAGCCAGCACUUCUUGCCCAGGUGGAAGUGUGAGCAGCUGGUUAGACAGGGUGUUCUGGAGCACGUGCUGUCCUGA
Molecule: messenger RNA, 597 nt
Organism: Odobenus rosmarus divergens (Pacific walrus)
Lineage: Eukaryota; Metazoa; Chordata; Mammalia; Carnivora; Odobenidae
Gene: GINS1
Product: GINS complex subunit 1 (Psf1 homolog)
Exons: 7
Coding region: 7-597 (196 amino acids)
Biological process (GO): DNA replication; DNA strand elongation involved in mitotic DNA replication
Cellular component (GO): GINS complex
Source: RefSeq, a predicted model, not a curated record